This is a messenger RNA of Caenorhabditis briggsae, 360 nucleotides long. Bases 1 to 360 code for a protein of 119 amino acids. The record is from RefSeq and is a predicted model, not a curated record. The transcript has 3 exons. NCBI's taxonomy places the organism in Eukaryota, Metazoa, Nematoda, Chromadorea, Rhabditida, Rhabditidae.
AUGAAGUUCGGCACAUCUUUCGUUCUUUUCGCCGCCAUCUCAAUGAUGUUCGCUGUGGCAUACGCCGAAGACGAGGCUCCAGAAGUCGUUGCCACGACGGAAGCUGCCCCCGCAGAGGCUCUAGUCACCGGAGCAGCCAGCGGAGGAGCUGAUGUAACCAAGGAAGCUGCCACAGGAGGAGAUGUUACUGGAAAGGCUGGAGGUGCUGUUGUUGAUGUCUCCGCUUCAACCGUCGUCCCACUAGUCACAUCCGAAGUUCCACUCGUCCCAUCUGUCGAAACCACCACCAAGGGAUCCCAAUCUUUCGUAUCUCAAAUUUUCGCCGUUGGAUGCAUCGCUCUUGUCGCUCUAUUCCAAUAA